Micropterus dolomieu (smallmouth bass) is the source of this 1920-nucleotide messenger RNA. RefSeq names its product protein PML-like. Gene Ontology annotation, cellular component: cytoplasm. Gene Ontology annotation, biological process: DNA catabolic process. The transcript has 2 exons. The record is from RefSeq and is a predicted model, not a curated record. The coding region runs from base 299 to 1057 and encodes 252 amino acids. Gene Ontology annotation, molecular function: nucleic acid binding; 3'-5'-DNA exonuclease activity. Lineage: Eukaryota; Metazoa; Chordata; Actinopteri; Centrarchiformes; Centrarchidae.
UUGGAAAAUGAUAUUUGCUCAGGAAAUACAUUGUACAGUGUAUAGCUACAAGUGUUUUGAUUGGUACGUGUUUUAUUGCUUGGCUACAACUCAUUUAUCUUGUUCUUGUCCGUAAAUUCAUCUUCAACGAGGCUUUUGUUUUGAAAGUUAUGUCUGUCUAAGCAGGUGUUUUAAAAACACGGAGGGAAAUCUUUACCGACGCCAUGUAAAUGUCAGCGUCUCUAAUGUGUCUUCGUUUCGAUUACGUUAUUUUACUAAAGUCAUUUGAUAAACGCUACUGAACUGUGGGCUUGACGGGAUGCAAAAAUCAGAAUCGGACAAGGUUGAAAAGUCUGAACCGUCGCUGGUUUUCUUUGACUUGGAGACAACUGGACUGGGUCAGAGUUGUGAGAUUGUCCAGCUGGCUGCAGUGAGUGGAGGCCACUCACUCAACCUCUAUGUCAUCCCUGGGUGUCGAAUGCAGCGAGGAGCAGCCAAAGUGACUGGCUUCAGGGUCCGUAGACAGAGACUGUACCUCCAUCGCCAACUUGUCCUCACCAACUCCCUGCGAGAGGUCCUGGUCUCCUUCAUAGCUUUCCUUAAAAUGCUCAGACGCCCGCUUGUCAUUGGCCACAACAUUCGCCGCUUCGACUGCCCACUGUUGGCUCGAGCUCUUGAUGAAGUGGACCUACGUGCAGAGUUUGAGUCAUCAGUCUUAGGCUGUGUUGACACUCUACCACUGGCUCGGGAGAUGCUAAAGGACCGCUGCCUCCAGAGUUUUCGACAGGAGAACUUGGUAAGGGAGCUGCUGGGUGUGAACUACAAGGCCCAUGAUGCUUUGGAGGAUGUGCGGGCAUUACAGGCACUGUAUGGUGUGCUUCAGCCCACACCAGAGUUGAUCUGUAGGCAUAGGUUUACUCUGGACACCAUGGAAAACAAACCAGCUGUGACAGCUGCUAAAUCUAAAGUGCACUGUAAGAAACCAGAACAGCGCCCCCUGUGGGAGCACUUCAGACAGACAGCAAAGGUCUCUGAUCGCAAAGCAGCGGACCAAAAUGGACAACUUAAUGAAUUAUAAAUCUUUUGACAUAAAGAAAUGAGAUCAAAACACAGAAGACUGGCAGCAUUCAUCAGCCUGUAUAAGGUGAAUUUUGUGUUUUGUGUGCCAUAAGGUAGAAUAUUUAGAGGGUUGUUCUUCUUCCAGUGCAAACAGAGCUGUGAGAGUUUCCUCUAAUGGUUGAUGGUGGUACAAAUUAAAAAAUCUGACUGGAGAAAAUCGCUUCAAACAUCCUCCUCAGUGAAGCAAAACAAUAAACUGCAGUGCAAAUGGAUUAUUCUAGCAAGUUUGUUGACUGGCUUUUGAAAGGUGAAGAUACGAAGACAAUGCACACACAUCUGGAAGUCACACAGUACGACUUCAGCCACUGCCGAAUCCUAAUGGGGCCUUUGCUUCUUCUAGACUUCCUUAAUUUGCUUUAUGAAUCUUGAGUUUCAAAUCUAAAAGCUUCAGUCUUACCAUUGUUGUUAUUAUCCUCAAAAUAUGCUUUAUCGCACAAUCCUGACCAGAUGGGAGACAUGAGUGUCUAUUGUAGCUGUAGUAACACUUUAGUCAUACAUUUGUAGGAAUCUUAAGAUGGCUGUUGAAAUCUGCAUGCUGCUUACUACUACUUCACCAUUUAUUUUAGAAACAAGAAACAGGCAAACAGCCAUGAUUCAAACGUCUCUUUAUAUGAUUUAUAAAUGGUGAAAAUGUCUAAUGGUGGGCAGAUUUUUAAAUAUGUCCCAUAUCACUGUGUAAAAACGGUGAUGACUGUUGGAAACCUGCCUUAUGUAUACAGUUUGGUUAUUAAGAAAAUCUUAUGUACUUCUAUUCUGAAUUCUUUAAGGUACAGAAUAUUUUUAGAGGUAAAUAAAUCUGCUAAUAAAUAUAUUGUAUUUGUA